Filobasidium floriforme is the source of this 2415-nucleotide messenger RNA. RefSeq lists its product as uncharacterized. Lineage: Eukaryota; Fungi; Basidiomycota; Tremellomycetes; Filobasidiales; Filobasidiaceae. The transcript is spliced from 3 exons. Bases 1 to 2415 code for a protein of 804 amino acids. The record is from RefSeq and is a predicted model, not a curated record.
AUGGGCCAAGACGACAGAGAUAAAGGCAGAGACAACUCGUACUCGACUCCACUUCCACCUCCUCGACCGUCCUUUAGUUACGCAGCGAGACCUUCGACGGAUAGCAUUAGGUCAUUGGCGGAUCAUUCCUAUUCCCCAUUGUUCACCAACGGGCUUUACAAUUCUGCCAUCAUGGACCAUCACCGUCCUAACCCUCCUUCUCCUCCCGGUCCAGCCGAGCACCUCGUCAACGUCAACGUAUCGAAUCUACCGCACCCAUCUACCUUUAGCACUCCGGCCAAGAAGAAAUCAUCAUCCUCCCUUAUCUCCUCGUUGAGCUCGAAAUCGCCUUUUUCGAGGAGGAGGACGAGGAAACAGUCGACCGCUACCGUCACUGACCAGUCCAUCAAUAGCGUGGGUGGAUAUGUGAACGGAGCGACGAACACGAACACUCCGGGGAAGAACAGCUUGGCUUCCUCCCAAAGUAGCUUGAAGACUUCGGCCAGUCCGGUCAAGAAGAAGAGCAGUACGAGUCCUUACAAAAGCCCUGCGAAGAAGCAUGCCGAGGCGGGGUUGAAGGCGAGUUUGAAGAGGUUGGAGAUGGAAAACAGGGCCAAAGGAAGGACGCCUGGCGGCGAUGGGGGUGGUAGUGGAAUUGGGACUGGGAAGGGAAGGUCGAGUUCGACACCGUCGAUGGCCCAAGGAGAGUUCUUCCGUUCCCCGACUCAGAAGCAGGAUCGACGAGGCCGGGAAGGAGGGAUGUUCGGACCUUCAAGCGGGAAUCUUGAAGCUAGUCAUACCGCGUGCAGAGGUGACGACGGGGACAUCGAGAUGAUGGACGUCGACCCGGCUACGGACCUACAAAACGAUAUCGCUGCCCUGGAGACGAUCAACGACAUCCUCGGCUUACCCUCGGAUAAGCCUAGACCGGUACAACAAGUACCCAAGAAGAAGAGAUCGUUGCUCGGCUUUGCGGUGAGGGGCGGGAGCAAGGUGCCUUUCGUUGAUGACGACGGUAACAAGGCAGCGGGAGAGUCGGUCGGGAGGAAGAGUGGAGGGUGGGUGAGGGCGAGUAUGGAGCAUUUCUCGCGCGACGCCCCCACGCCUCCACCGAUGACCCCGCUCCCCCCUCUUCCGCAGAUGAUGGACAAGCUCUCCGUCAACGCUUCAUCGAACACAGCCGAGUCGAACGACCCGAGCUCCAAGGAUUCCAACGGUCGUCGAACCAACCUAAAACCUUUCCGGCUUCGAAGCCUGUUAAACCUCAACAUGAUGGGCACCCCGAAGAAACAACAGGCGCCGACAUUGCAGAUGCACGCUUCCCCGGCGAGCUUUAUUGGCGGAGGGAGAUACUCUCCGGGAGAGUCUCCUUUGGAUGAUCACGAGCCAUUUUCUCCGCCUUUCAACAAGGUUAUUAGGAACGACUCGUUCGAAAAGGCCGGAUUGGAUCUCCCUCCGAGGCCUGGGACUAGCUUGGGAUUGUAUACCCCUAAGAAACAGAUUCCGAACGCCAAUCCUCCAGGUCGAUCUGGGUCGAAUGCGCUUGGGGUGAGUACCAACGCGUCAACCCCGAUCCUGGGCUUGCCAACGAGCUCGCACUGGAGCAACUCCAACCCCGUUCAACAGGGAAGAGGGAAGAUGAGCAUGGGUCCGGGAGGGAGGAUGCCGCCGCCUAGACCUAGCUCGCGGCCUUCUCUGGGCCCGGAAAAGGUUCUCGCUGGGAGGCCCAGCUUGAGCGAGAGCAGGGAAAGAGCCUUGUCCCCACCGCUAAUGGGUCUACCAACGGGCCAAACUGGGUCGCUCGCCUCUAGGUCCAAGAUCCCGAUCUUGCCUCGCUCGAGCUCGAAUAACAUCUUGUCCGAACGAUCCAACUCGGACAAACGGGCUGGCAAGGUUUUUGCCGACAAGGCCGAGAGUCCGACGGACGGGCUGCCAUUCAAAAACGGUGACGGAUGGAGCACCCCCUACCCGCCGAACGAGACUGUGGAUGUCGAAAUCGGGAGGUCCGACAUGGGUUACCCGUUCCCGGCGAUCCCCAAGAUCAAAAGCCGAUCGUCCAGCCGAGCUUCUAUUCUCGACCCGAUCAAGACGAGAGAACCGAACAAGACCAGUCGAAGCCGCUUCGACUCGAGCGCGUUCGAAUAUCAAGCAUUCGAGACCGAUAACCUCGUCUCGAGGUCUGCUGCGGCUGGAAAAGGAUCCAGGGAAUCAUCACCGCCGUUAUCGGGCAAAUCGGGUUACGAGACGACCAAGUCGAGCGGGUUCUUGUCCAGCAGGCCUGGGUCGAGGAUGGGGGGUACCAUCGAUGAGCUGAACGAGGACAAGGAGAAUAGGUCAAACAGUAAUCUGAGGAAUAAUAAGGUUACAGGAAUGAGUCUGGGCCGAAGCCGGCCUCUUCCCGCUGUGUUUGGAGAUCGUGAGACGAUGCGCGGAUGA